Heterobilharzia americana is the source of this 1540-nucleotide messenger RNA. Lineage: Eukaryota; Metazoa; Platyhelminthes; Trematoda; Strigeidida; Schistosomatidae. The record is from the annotation of a GenBank genome assembly.
CCAAGGUCGGAUAAAAAUUGGCCAAUGGCAUUCGUUUGCGGAUAACCUUUAUAAUAUCCUCACGUUUCUUUUUAUUGUAGCUUUCGCCACUCUCCUAAUAACUUUAUGGAGGUGGUAUCCACCCUUUAACCCUUUUAGUAGCUAAAGUUUAGUUUACAGCUGUAUUUUAUAAUAUUCUGUACUGAACAAUAAUUCCUUAUUAUUCUCCUGCUAGGAUUAAUUGUCUCUGAAGGCAUCACGCAUCCAUCGAGUCAGCUUAGCAUGAUUCUUUGUUUCUACCGUAUGGUCAACGACUGGAACUCCUUACGUCAGCAAGUAGUAUCAGCACCUUCGUUCAAGGAGAAACUUGGUUUUCACAGUGAUAUGUUUUGCAGGGAAUAGUAUGGGCCAACUGGCCUACUAUCCUUAUUACAGAAAGCGGAAACUAUACUUUCUUAUGUGAUUUCAGUAUUUUUGGAAGAAUUUUAAAAUAAUCUUUAUCUUUAUCAGAUAUUAAACUAAUAGAAUUUUCGAAUGAAUACGAAGAUACAACACACGACGUGGAAAACUAUGGAUUAUGGAUACUGGUAAAUUGACGGCGCCUAAAAUCUAUUCAUUUCAUCUCCAUGAAUACAACCAUUCGACAAGCAUUUUGUCAUGGUUUGUGGUCACCCACUAAGUCCGACUUCCUUUUUGCUCUUGGGUGUAUCUCGUUAAAUGAACAGGAAGUGGCUCUGCGCUUCGCUUAUCAGCGUGAUGUACUAAGCUCCAUGGCAGGGAAGUUACUUGUUCGUGGGACAGCUGUGCGAAAUCUUGGAAUUUGUCCAUAUGAUGUUAAACUGGAUCGUACUCUUGAAGGGAGACCUUUUCUGCUAAAUCACUGUGACAUGCUAGACUUCAAUAUUUCACAUGGUGGUGACUUUACUAUCAUUGCAGCAACUUCUAAAGGUCGAUGUGGCGCUGAUGUCAUGCGUGUAGAACUUCCACCAUUUCAAAAGUCCGUAAAUGACUUUGUAUUGAAAAUGAAAAACGUAUUCUCCCCGGUAGAACUGGACCGAAUUUUAUCUCCUGUCUCAGAAACUGAUCGGAUAAAGCGAUUUUAUGAACACUGGUGCCUCAAAGAAGCAUAUGUCAAAGCCUUGGGUUGUGGACUGCGCAUUCCCUUACGGACAAUAGAAUGUAAAUCAUCGGAUGAUGGUAAACUGUUCAUACAUAAUAAGUAUGCAGAUAAAGCGACGGAAAAUUGGGUGUUCGAAAAGCAUGCUCUACCACACAAUCACCUGGCGAUAAUUGCAUGGUUUGGAGAUUCAAAUAUGGGCACCGAAACUGAUGUUCCAAUAACGCAACUGACAUAUGAUCAGUUGAUUGACAAGUUGACAGUCAUAUACCCUGUGAAGAAUGCUGUUUGGGAUCAAUUUUUAAACAAACCACGUGCACCACCAUCAUCUCGUCAACAAAUUCCAUAUGACUAGUUCAAAAGUCCUAUUUCUUUGAUUCCCACUGUAACUUCCAAACAUUUGACAAUUUAUGCUGAAAUAUAAAGUUUUAUAUUUGAGUAAAA